Molecule: messenger RNA, 2175 nt
Organism: Folsomia candida
Lineage: Eukaryota; Metazoa; Arthropoda; Collembola; Entomobryomorpha; Isotomidae
Product: HMG box-containing protein 4
Exons: 7
Coding region: 128-1672 (514 amino acids)
Source: RefSeq, a predicted model, not a curated record
GAAUUCCAAUCUGAGAAUACUGCUGCCAGCGGAUUUAUAUUUAUUCCGUAUCUCGUUUACUACGAGGAUAACUAAGCGUCUCAGAAAUUCGCAUGAGAUCCUUCCCCCAAGCGUCGCCUUGGCCAAAAUGAACAGUGUUCUAGAGGACGGCGAGGUUUCGGGGUCGGCGGCAAGCUCUGGAGUGGAGAAUGUUUCGCGAUCUGGUCGAGUGCGGAAGAAAAACUCUUUCUUAGCAGCUUAUGAGUCGUUGGACGAAAUUGAUAAGCCGAAAAAGAAAGGGGAACGAGUUAAAAAGGAUAUACUAUCAACUCCCAAGGUGACGUUAUCGGUUGGUGGGAGUACAAGGGAUCGAUCAGCCUCAAAUUCUAGUAACAAGCCAGGAAGGAAAUCCUCCUUACCGGCCAACAAUAAACGAAUGAAAAUGACACCAGCGAUGCCACCCAAGUUGAUGAUAGAUUCCUUCGCUGAUGGUGAUUUAGAAAUGGAUUUGCCUGCAGAGUAUGGUGAAAUGCCCAAUCUAGCAGCGGAUGAGUAUGCGGGUUAUAGUUCAUCGGAUGUGGAUGACCGAACAAAUGGAUACGCUAAAGCAAAAGCUAAGGUCAAGCUAAAGUCUCAAGCUCAUUCAACCUACAUGAUGGAAAAGUCUUUCGCCCACGCAAAUAUUAAGAGCAGUAAAAAAUCAGUUGGGAGUGGGGGUGGUACCGCUUCAAGUAGCGCUACUGGUGGUGGUACUCAUCCUGGCAAGAUGUCCAAAGAUACCAAAAAAGAGAAGGGACCUCCGCGAGUGACGGCAUAUACUCUUUGGGUAAAGGACCAACGAGAAAUUUUUGGUAAAAAAUAUCCUCACAUGGAUUCCUUAUCGCUCUCAAAGAAACUGAGCGAAAUUUGGCAAACCAAACCUCCAAACCAAAGGAAAAUGUGGAAGAAUAAGGCGGAAAAGAUUAUGAGGAAAAAUUUAAAUAUAAAAAAUUCUGCGCCAAUACUUCCACCUCCAGGAAAAGGAAAACGACGAGGUCGCCCAAGAAUUCAUCCCCUUCCUGCUGACUCCUCUGACUCCUACGGUGUAAAUGGUUCUUCUGCUAUUGUUGCACCUCCAACUAAAAUCAUUCGCAGAGUAGGAAAUUUCAAGUCCAGCAGUGCUACCAAAAAAGUGGCGACUUUAUCUGUUUCCGCCAGCACCUCAGCACCAAAGAAAGGGACGUCUUCGAUAGCAAGGAAAAAACCCAUUCCAAAAAAAUCAGUCACAAACAAUGGAGUUGGUCACAUUUCACAAGUUUCCCCCAAAGCGUCGUCCCAUCGACCAAACCACCUUUAUAUAACCUCACCCGUAGAAACACCACCCUUCUCUUUUUCACCAGUUAGGCAAUCGCUCUCUCCUCGAAAAGAUGACGGUGCAUUAUCCCCCUACAAAGUGACAGGGACAGCACCCUUAGACGUGGCAGCACAUUUGGCAUUGCUAGGUGCAUCCUUAACUACCAUUGGUGCGAGGCUGAUGGAUGUCGAGAGUACACAGCCAGUUAGCGGAAGCCUCUCUGUGUUAAUGGAUUCCUUGUUAUGUGCAAUUACACCUUUGGUCUGUCUAACUCAGCAAGUUCCAGAACUCAACUGUAUCCCCCAAGAAAGACUGAAUAGAUUGCUUGACCAUAUCGCAUACGUUAUGCCAGGCCUGUGAACUAAAUAAGUUAAAUAAUAUAGAUAGGUUAUUACAUGUUACUUACGAUUAAUUGGUUUUAUUUUAUUUAUAGCCCUUCAGAGACAGAUUAAUUAUUACCUGUCUACUGAAUAACGGUUAAAACAAUGUUUAUAGUGGUGUAAGCAUUGCACAACAAAGUCCAUCUAUAUUUUUUAAUUUAAUUAAUUAUCUAUGUUUACUUGGAUGGGUGCUGAAAAUAAAUUCAGCAUAGUUGACAAGUGAAAGUGUAAACUUUUUUUGAUAAGUGUUAAAAAAUCCUUGGAGGAUUAGAUCCGAAAAAAACUAUAAUGACUAUGAAAUCAAAUAAACUUACAUAAAAUGUUAUUUGUAAAGAAAAAACAACCUGUUUUUUACAAUGUUUCCUAUUUAGUAAUAUGGAAAUAUUAAGCUACAUACAAAUACAUGCAAUGUUGGGGGUAUCACAUUAUUUGUUUUAUAUGUAUUCUGAUGAGCCCGUUCACAAUAAAUGUUUAUCAACCGUG